CGGAAAAGCUGAAGACGAAUCAAGCAAACCGUGCCGGCUUUGUUUGGAAUGCGCCAUGGCUGCGACAACAGCAGACGAACAGAUGCUACAGGCGAUCUGGACGGGGGGCACCAACUUGGCCUUUGUGCCCGUCUUUGUGCUGACGUACCAGGAGGGCAUGCACUACGAAUGCAUUAUUGGCUUUUUCACCAUGGUGACCUCCAGCCUCUACCAUGUGUGCGAAAGUUUACAAGUCAAAUUCUUAGGCUUCAACCAUGGCCGAUGGCAUCACAUGGAUAAUGUCUUCGCGGUCACAGCUCUACUGCUCAACAUCGCCAACUUUGCGCAGGGCCCAAGGCCCUCGGCCUUCCGAGAGUUGCGGAACUCGCUCGCCACGAGUGUGGUGGUUUGCUUUCAAGUGGCGUCGCCCUGGAACUUGAUGCACACCAUCUUGCCCUUGGUCUUUGGUUUCGUCCUGCUGCUGGUGGAAUUGGCCUACUGGAGAAGGCUGCCAAGCUUUGGCAAAGCAGACCUCUUUAAGACCCUAUUGUGUGGCUCUGCAGCAGGGCUAUGUUUCUACAAAGGCUUGGAUGAGACAAAGGAUUAUCUGCGACUUUGGCAUGGCGGUUGGCACCUUUGUGUGUCUGCCAUGACCUACUUCUCGGUCAAAAGCCAGAACCCUCACCACAAACUUGCUGAAGUGGCAGCCAAAGAUGCGUGAAAAAAGAGACGAACA
This is a messenger RNA of Durusdinium trenchii, 715 nucleotides long. Lineage: Eukaryota; Dinophyceae; Suessiales; Symbiodiniaceae. The record is from the annotation of a GenBank genome assembly.